Molecule: messenger RNA, 477 nt
Organism: Oncorhynchus masou masou (cherry salmon)
Lineage: Eukaryota; Metazoa; Chordata; Actinopteri; Salmoniformes; Salmonidae
Source: RefSeq, a predicted model, not a curated record
UCUCCCUCUCCAGUUCCUCCCUCUCCCUCUCCAGUUCCUCCCUCUCCCUCUCCAGUUCCUCCCUCUCCAGUUCCUCCCAGUCUCCCUCUCAUUCCUCCCUCUCCAGUUCCUCCCUCUCCAGUUCCUCCCUCUCCAGUUCCUCCCUCUCCCUCUCCAGUUCCUCCCUCUCCAGUUCCUCCCUCUCCCUCUCUCCAGUUCCUCCCUCUCCCUCUCCAGUUCCUCCCUCCCCUCCAGUUCCUCCCUCUCCACUUCCUCCCUCUCCCCUCUCCAGUUCCUCCCUCUCCAGUUCCUCCCUCUCCAGUUCCUCCCUCUCCAGUUCCUCCCUCUCCUCUCUCCAUUCCUCCCUCUCCAGUUCCUCCCUCUCCAGUUCCUCCCUCUCCUCUCCCAGUUCCUCCCUCUCCAGUUCCUCCCUCUCCAGUUCCUCCUCUCCCCUCUCCAGUUCCUCCCUCUCCAGUUCCUCCCUCUCCAGUUCCUCCC